Messenger RNA from Coniophora puteana RWD-64-598 SS2, 1906 nucleotides. RefSeq lists its product as uncharacterized. The transcript is spliced from 11 exons. The record is from RefSeq and is a predicted model, not a curated record. Bases 259 to 1890 code for a protein of 543 amino acids. Lineage: Eukaryota; Fungi; Basidiomycota; Agaricomycetes; Boletales; Coniophoraceae. Gene Ontology annotation, molecular function: FAD binding.
GGACCUCCUUGGCGCGCACCUCUACUCGCUGUCCUGCGCAUUACGAAGGCCAUGCUUGCUCAGAGGCCACGACGGGCCGCUGACCAAAGAGCGACACGCACCAAGAAGGGUAGAUUUCAAACCUCGCUCAGCUGCGUGACAUCUUAGGUAAACUGGCAUCGCGGAGCGUGCAUAAAAGCACACUCAAACCGAACACCGUGUGACACGAACACGAAGCCCUCCAAUUUCUGAAGCUCUACCGCGUUGCUUUCUUCAACGAUGCCAUCAUCGACACAAGUUCUCAUCGCCGGUGCCGGGCCAGUAGGUCUCGUUGCUGCCCUCACCCUUGUGCAAAGUGGCGUAUCCGUCCGUAUCAUCGAGAAAGAGCAUGGCCCUCGCCCAGGCGAGCGAGGCGCCGGUACUUAUCCGCGCACACUCGAGGUGUACCAUUUCCUUGGGGUCAACGAGAUCAGGGAAAGGGGCGAGGCGGUGUCCCAUAUCCAGUCCCACAUCUUCGGGAGCAUCGAUGUCGUGAAGGAGUUUCCUUUCCUAGUGGGUGAAGCUGAUCCGACGCCGGCUAUUCCAAUCAACCGUAGUGUCGCGCUCGGGCAGACAUAUGUUGAGCAAAUCCUGGCCUCGCACCUUGAGAAACUAGGGUGUGCCGUCGAAUACGGGAAGGAGCUGCUGACCUUUGAGCAAAACGAGGAAGGCGUUGUCGUCCAUAUUUCAUCCCAGAACGGCUCUAUCGAAGCCGAUGAAACCGUUGAAGCUCAGCUCAUGAUUGGGGCCGAUGGUGCUCGGGGUGUUGUGCGGAAGCAACUUGGUCUCACUUUUCUUGGAGAGACCCGCGAGGAUACUCGCAUCAUUACCGCAGACAUUCGUAUCAAAUGUGCUGGGUUAUCCCGAGACCACUGGCAUCACUUUGGUGACGCUGACGGUGCAUCGUUAUUCUUCCGACCCAGUAACCAGUUCGGAGAUAACGACGGCUGGCAACUUAUCCUCUCAGGUGACAGGUUUGACAUUGAACGACUCGCCGCCGAUAAGGAAGCUGUGUACUCGUGUGUCAAAGAGGCGGUGGGAGCACCAAUCCAGUUUAUGGAGCUUAUAUGGAUUUCUCAAUUCCGACCCAACAUUCGGAUGGUGGACACGUUUGGGAAGCGGAGAGUCCUCGUUGCCGGAGAUGCUGCGCAGUUGGGCGGACAGGGAAUGAACUCCGGUGUUCAGGAUGCUUUUAAUCUUGCGUGGAAAGUUGCCCUUGUGGCGAAAGGCAUGGCCCCGCUGUCCCUGCUCGAGUCGUACACUGCGGAGCGUCUUCCUGUCAUUGCUCAGAUGCUCAAUCUUACCACUACACUCCUCGACAAGACAUUCGGCGCUAGGCGUGAAAAAGUCGACCAGGCCUACCGGCGGGACAGAAUCUUGUUCAUGCUUGGCGUCAACUACCGUACGAGCCCGAUCGUACUCGACGAGUUCUCCGCCGACAUUCCUGCUGUCCCUGCGUACAACACCGAGCGCACCGACGAGCUUGUCGCCGGCGAUAGGGCGCCGGACGCACCUGCGUUAGUCGAAGGAGACAACACGGUCAGCCUGUUCAACGACGUCUUCAAGCCGACGCACCACACGGCGUUGGUCUUUGCUGCCGACAUUCAGGCAGCAAAUCCGGUUCUGAAAUCGCUGGCGCAGUACUCCGGCAUUUCUAGUGCCGUUAUCAUUAUUCCUGCGACAGCGAAGCCAGUCGGUAAUAUCGGCUCGGCCAGAAUUGUUAUCGACAAGGAAGGACACGCGCAUACGAAUUAUCUUGUCAAGGGCGGAUCGCGUGUCGUCAUCGUGAGGCCCGACGGAGUAGUCGGUGCCAUCGUUGCAGGCCAGUCGGGUGUCGAGAAGUACUUCGGGUUGAUCCAAGGUCGAAAGUAAACACAAUAUUCGCGCG